GGGGUCACAAAUGUAGCUAUGACGGGCAGCUAAUUGGUCUUCUCGGGCAAUACAAGGUGCAAAAAGAGGAAGAGAUUGUGACGGGUCACAUCUGGUCCAUGCCUAAAUACACAAGUAGCAAACAAGGCGAGCUGAAAGAAAGACUGAAGCAUUCUUAUAACUCCCUGAAGAAAGAGCUGAGGAAAGUAUUCGAGGAAACAAAACCGGAGCACGAGAGUCUCAGCGAAGAAGAAAAGAACGUCAUGUAUGAGAAAAAGGCUUCAGCUUGGUAUCAUGUCACUUACCAUCCCGAGUGGGUGAAGAAGUCUACAGAGCUGCAAGAACCUGGCGAGUCGUCUGGUCAUGCGGUGAUGCUGAGCUUUGCUUGGAUUGCAGCUGAUUAUCUUGCGAGAAUUAAAGUCCGGUCAGGGGAAAUGGGAAUGAAAAUGGACUCGGCCAAACCUGUUGAUGCUUUGGCUAAGUAUCUUUCUCAACGUCUCUAAAA
Messenger RNA from Brassica oleracea var. oleracea, 484 nucleotides. Its product is annotated as RNA-dependent RNA polymerase 6-like. The record is from RefSeq and is a predicted model, not a curated record. NCBI's taxonomy places the organism in Eukaryota, Viridiplantae, Streptophyta, Magnoliopsida, Brassicales, Brassicaceae. Bases 99 to 482 code for a protein of 127 amino acids. Gene Ontology annotation, molecular function: RNA-directed RNA polymerase activity. Gene Ontology annotation, cellular component: nuclear RNA-directed RNA polymerase complex. Gene Ontology annotation, biological process: siRNA processing. The transcript has a single exon.